Messenger RNA from Solea senegalensis (Senegalese sole), 4519 nucleotides. It is a transcript of the gene tmem106bb, whose product is annotated as transmembrane protein 106Bb. NCBI's taxonomy places the organism in Eukaryota, Metazoa, Chordata, Actinopteri, Pleuronectiformes, Soleidae. The record is from RefSeq and is a predicted model, not a curated record. The coding region runs from base 82 to 882 and encodes 266 amino acids. The transcript has 8 exons.
GUUUCUCCGUGGAUAAACAAAACUGCAUGACUCUCAGUCAGCUGUAGUUUGCUCGGCUAACAGUCACAUUCAGGUGUGACUAUGGGGACAUCACUCUCCCACCUCCUUAAGCAUAACGGCCACGAUGAGGAUGAGAACAGACUGGCCUCUCCUGAUGACGCCCAAACUGAGGAUGGCAAGGACGGAGAUGUCUCCCAGUUUCCUUAUGUGGAGUUCACAGGAAGGGACAGUGUGACGUGUCCCACAUGUCAGGGCACCGGGAGGAUCCCCAGAGGACAAGAAAAUCAACUUGUGGCAUUGAUUCCAUACAGUGACCAAAGGCUUCGGCCCAGGAGGACGAAGUUGUAUGUAACGGCGUCAGUCGUGGUCUGCCUGCUACUAUCCAGUCUGGCUGUCUUCUUCCUCUUCCCUCGCUCCAUCGACGUGUCCUACGUUGGCGUGAAGUCGGUUUACGUCAGCUAUGACCAAGAAAAGCGCAGUGUCUAUCUCAACAUCACAAACACUCUCAACAUUACCAACAACAACUACUACUCAGUGGAGGUAGCCAACAUCACAGGGCAGGUGCAGUUUGCCAAGACGGUGAUUGGUAAAUCCCGCAUCAGUAACAUCAUCGCCAUCAGUCCUCUGGACAUGAAACAGAUUGAUUAUAUGGUCCCCACUAUCAUUGCAGAUGAGAUGAGCUACAUGUAUGACUACUGCACUCUACAAACCAUCAGGGUUCACAACAUUGUGGUCAUGAUGCAAGUGACUGUCACGACGACAUACUUUGGCCACGUGGAGCAGGUGUCUCAGGAGAUGUACCAGUAUGUGGACUGCGGAGGCAACACGACGUCUCUCAAACAGACAACCCAACCGUUCAGCGUCCCAAGUUCUGCCGAGUAACCCCCUGUCUCUGUGCUGCUCGCUGACCCUGACCUGACUCGGGCUCUGAAUUGGUCAUCUGAGGUGAUUUACUGUUUCUGCUUCUUGUCCACCUGCAGGAUCAAACCAACAAACUGCUGCCAUCAUGGUGUUUACUGCAGAACCUAUACUAAGAGGGAAAGUUAUUAUAAGUCUUAGUGUCAUGUGUGGAAGCACAUUGCAUUCGGCAGAGAAGAAAAUAAUUGCACUUAAUUAAGACUUUUCCGACAUUACAUUAUCUGUGUCUAAUUAUCAUUAUAUAAGUCUCAUAUAUGAUCCAUAUCUCAUCAUUACUCAUUAAUCCUACAUGUGAAAGCUGAAUAUUUUAACUCCACAAGAACUGUGUCUCUCCCGAUGAAGACAAAUGUCUACAAGAUUUUUAUCUCAAAAUUAGAAGAAAAAACAUUUAAUUAUUAUCAGAUAUUUAACUACUGAGUACAAAGACUCUUUAGUGCAGAUCAUGAAAUUACAAAACAAUUGUUUCUUAAAAAAAAAAAGAAUACUAUACCACUAUAAAUAACACCACUAUUUUAUAAUUGAAAACACUUAACGUGCCAUAACCUCAAGGAAACUGCAGUACAUUUUAACUGCAAGGUUUCUAUUUGAUAAUAUUAACAAAAUAUGUCAAUUAUUUAGAUAACAUAGAUUUCACAUUUCAAAAAUUGAAGUAUGUAUGUUAUGUAUAUGGCAAAAUAACAAAAAAGCUUCUUUUAAGAUCAGUAACAUUUACUACUUUCAUGAUUCAUCCUUUUAAAUAACAAGAAAUCAGUUUCAUUAUUUUGUAAUGACAGUCAAAUCAUUACCUGACUUUUAUAUACUGCAUUAGAAUUGUGAAACGUGCAUCACACGAGUGUUUUCUCCUUGCUGAAUGCAGCGUGCGUGCUCCACAGCGUCACACUACAUAGUUCUCUUUUACUACGACGACUACUUGUAUCCGUUAAUAUGGGAGUAUUUGAGGUUGUGAGGAUUUGUAUCUUCCACUGUUCUCUUUGGUUUUUGAGCAUCACUUCCGUUUAAUCUUUAGAGUAAUAUUGAUGACUUGUAACUUGCACUAUCUAAAUUUGGUGAGAGGGAAGAAACACUGUGAGAAGUGAGUCACUUCGUAAUAGUCGGAGACUCAAACUGCCAGAUUCAGGCCCUGUAAGUUCAAGAGUAAGAAUGGGUAUCUUUAGGAUCGAUAUUGACACUUAUUCCUUACCCCCACCACUAGAGGGCAGGCUGUCAUGUUUUGAAUGAAGUGAAGGGCUCCAUAAGUGUCCUCCCCCUUUUCUCUACAUCACCUCAUAACCACAAGGACAAAAUAAUACCAAUAUUUUCACCUAUUAGUUUCUAAAUGCUUUAGUGUUGACGUUUGACACCAAGUCCUAACUUGAAUAUAAAAAGUUUCAUUUCUACAUGAAAUGAUAUGCGUAGAACUCCUUAUUUUCUUUCCUCCUAUUUGCUUUUAUUUGGCUCUCACUGCUGUUGUCUUUAUUUAUAGCUACUGGAGGAAUGGGCUUAAGAGUUUAUAUAUAUAUUUCUUUAAUAUCAGCAGUAGUUGCAGUCAAAAAAUUAGUGAGAAAAAAAGUGUAAUUUAUAUCAGGAAAUGAUUUCCAACGCUACUGAAAUACAGUAUAAUAGAGGAUAUGUGGACUAUAAAUAGGAAAAAGUAUUAUUUUAUUACCAAUCAAACCAUGUUGCACUUUAUAAGUCUGUUUAAAAUGCACAUUUUAAUGAAGCCGUGGUCGUUCUUUGGCAUAUUUCCUGUCAGUCACACACAAAUGUUUGUCGUUUGUUGGUGGGCCAGAGAGCACCGCCCUCUUUGUGGAGUUCUGGCUCCUGGGAAAGUUUCUCAUAGAUGAACGGGACUGGACUCGAGUUCUUUUCAGCCUCUUCUAUCCAUCUCUGUGGAGAUGUAGGAAACAGAAAAUAAUGUUGUUGUUGUUGCGCGUAAGAAUAUUUAGUAUGCCAACAUUAGUUUAUGGUCGGUAUCUCAGUGUAGAAGUUUGUCCGUUACCAAACAUUCCUGUUGCAUUUCAGUUUGGAGUGAGAAGUGAACAUUCUAAGGGAGACGGACGAUUUAGUCUGGAAGCUUUUAAGAGACAGUUUAAAAAGAAAUAUGUAUGUAUUUUGUAAUUUGUCCACUCAGAAUCAGAGUUUUAAAUCUGGAUGUUUGCUGUUUAAAGAGUUGUGGCUUGGACACGUCAGAAUUUAAAAUAACAUUUUUGAGAAUAAUCAAUUCAACGGAACGGGUGGAUUCACUGAAAUACUAAAAAUAUGACCAUGGUGACCGUAAACUGAUUGUCCAUUCAGAUAGUGUGGUUGAUUUUUACAGUCAGAUGCUGACUGUGCAGGAACCAGCCUGAGAAGCAGAUGGUUGCUCUAACUGAAAACAUGGCUGCCCGAGGAGAACAGGACACAGAUAACAGACUGACUGCGCUUUUAUCUCGACUGUAAAUUGAAAGUGUAGAAACGGCUCACUAUCUCACACCAAAGUCCAUAGAGAAUAUCUUUCGCUCGCAGGGACCCAGAAGCUGCUACUGUCAUUCAAGUAAAACCAGACAAAGGAUUUCAAUCACCAACGUCAAAAAAGAACACAUUUGAAUUUGGCAUUGAAGGCAGCAGAGGAGCGACAAGUCCUGUGUGUCGAGACAUAAAAAAAAUGCUUAUUUUUCCUUUGGACUUUGGUGUCACCCGAAAGAACUGGAACUCUGGAACAAUUUUGAAGCCUCUAGAAUCGUGAUUUGGCCUGUGGCACAUUGGCGUUCUGUCAGUCAGACUGGUGUCCUCGCUUAAGUGGCGUACUUUUCCUCUAAUUGGGAACACAGUUUACAAAAUGGACACAAAUCAGAAUUAGGGUCAGUUUCCAUUAAGAUUUCCAUUCAAACACAUUUGCAGUUGCUCGUGGUGAGUAGUUUCCAGUCUGAAAAGGUUGUCUUUAGAGCUUGUCGUCUUGAGCUGUUUGUUCAGUGGUUAAAACCUGUUUUCCCCUCGUGUCCCUGCUGGCAGCCAAGUUAUCAGCGAGAGCAAAUGUCCAUGUGUCGGCACAGGUGACGCCGUUAGCGCCGCCCAAUGCCGACUCGAUGUCACUACGUCUUUAGAGCGAGACUCAAAGGAACCCUCAACUCUCCCCUUAAACACAUCUAUCUCGUCAACUUCGUCGUGAACUGUGACACACAUUUGUCCAGUUAUUAAAAAAAAAAAAGAAGAAGUAAACUUUAACUCUGGCGUGUCAGCACGUAGUUUGCCAACAAUUUCUGGUGUGACCACAACAGCUGUUUAAACAGAAAUCGAUUUAUCAUCCUGUAAAUUGUGUUUAGAGUGUCUUGAUACGGAAUGUUAAAAGGAUAGGAAGACCUAUAUAUUAGACUAAAGCUGUAAUUGAGAAAAGGCACGUUUAUGAUUUUGUUUUUGAUAUGUUUUCUCGCACUGCUUUGUAUAUUUCAACUUUCAACAAUAAAACUAACUUAAGGAUAUCUAUUGCAGGAUGAUGGAUGAAUUUCUAACAUGCACCCUUAUAAGCUUUUUAUGAGCAUUUGGUUUUGGAACAGCUAUGUAAGACUGCUACCUCUUCUGGUAUUUUUGUUAAUGUAUUCCUUAAGUUGUGACUGUUUGUGAAUAAAAUUUUACAGUAUGAUUA